AUGAUAAACGUGAGAUCUUCAUUUGUGAGACCUAGAAUGAUAGAUCAGGAGAUUAUGAAGCUUUCCUUGGUUCAAAGCCAGAGAUUGUUCACAAGUAGCCCAGCGAGAAAGAGUACCAAACCUCUAAGUAGGAAACCAAUUGGUGGAAAUGACGACAAUAAUCUUAGAAGCGCAAAUCUCGAAUUUUCAUCUGGUAAGGCCAUUAUACUAUGUGUACUAGUUGGUGGAAUUGGAUAUUAUAUCUUUCAAAAUGAGAAACAUAAAAUGGAUUUGAAGCGUGAACAAGAGUCCAAAAAAGGUUAUGGUAAACCUCAGAUUGGCGGUGGCAGGUUUACUCUAAUAGAUCACAAUGGGAAUCCAUUCAGUGAACAAAAUCUUUUAGGUAAAUUCUCUCUCAUAUAUUUUGGAUUCUCUCAUUGCCCUGAUAUUUGCCCCGAUGAGCUAGAUUUACUCGGAGUUUGGCUGGAUAAACUUAAGAAAGACAACAUUGAGGUUCAACCCGUUUUCAUCACCUGUGAUCCAGCAAGAGAUAAACCUGAGGUGUUGAAGGAAUACUUGAGCGAUUUUCAUGACGGCAUAAUUGGCGUUACAGGAGAAUACGAUGACAUCAAAAAUAUUUGUAAACAGUAUAGAGUAUAUUUUUCCACACCACAGAAUGUGAGGCCUGAUCAAGACUAUUUGGUUGACCAUUCUAUUUUCUUUUAUUUAAUGGAUCCACAGGGGCAAUUUAUGGAGGCUUUGGGAAGAAAUCAUGAUGAGAAUAGUGGUGUAAUUAGAAUCAAAGAUCAAAUAAGACAAUAUAAGGAGGCUGACAAUAACGAUAAUAAAAAAUGGUUUUAA
This is a messenger RNA of Kazachstania africana CBS 2517, 840 nucleotides long. RefSeq names its product SCO family protein. Gene Ontology annotation, cellular component: mitochondrial inner membrane. Lineage: Eukaryota; Fungi; Ascomycota; Saccharomycetes; Saccharomycetales; Saccharomycetaceae. Gene Ontology annotation, molecular function: copper ion binding; copper chaperone activity. The record is from RefSeq and is a predicted model, not a curated record. Gene Ontology annotation, biological process: intracellular copper ion homeostasis; mitochondrial respiratory chain complex IV assembly. The transcript has a single exon. The coding region runs from base 1 to 840 and encodes 279 amino acids.